CAACAAAAAUAAAAUAAUCUCAAAAAUGGGCGUAGACAGUUUAAUAGUCAACAUACUGGAUGCAGAUUUCCUUUUUCGUAGACUAUAUAAAACCCCUGAGUAAGCUUAUCUUCUCGGCACGAAACCAAUUCACCAAAGCAGAAAAAAAAAGAUAGAAAGAGCAUAGUAUACAAUAAUACCUUUUCUAGGGAGAAGAAAGACAAAAUGGCGCAGUCGGUGAUCGUGAAUCGAAGGUUCUGUGUUCCUGGCCCCGUGGAUCUGACGAUGGUGCGGGAUAAGAUUGCGUCACAGUACGGUAACUUCGUUAUAGGUGACGUUAACGGGAACAUGAUGUUCCAGGUGAAGAAGCCGGGUUUUGGUCUUCACAAGAAGAUGAUCUUAUUGGAUAGUUCUGGAUCUCCGGUUUUGACUAUGAAAGAAAAGUCGAUGACCUUGCAUAACAGGUGGCAAGUAUUUAAAGGUGGGAGUACGGAAGAGUGUGAUAUGUUGUACACUGUGAAGAGAUCGUCGAUGAUUCAGCGUACGACGAAACUUGAUGUGUUUUUGGGUCAGAACAAUGGAGAGAAGACAUGCGAUUUCAGAGUCAAGGGGACGAACUGGCUCGAACGCUCUUCUGUCGUCUAUGCCGGUGAAUCUGACGUCAUUGUUGCCCAAAUGCAGCACAAGAAGCACACGCGGCAUACCGCUUUAUCGGGAAAGGACAGUUUCUCAGUGACGGUUAAUCCAAACGUCGAUUAUGCCUUCAUUGCCUCUCUCGUAGUCCUUUUCGAUGUUAUUGACCGACAAGAGUCGGCCAAAGGAAUCGGCACUGAUAAUUUCGAGGCUGCCCACGUUGUACAGGGUUUAUUUCAAUGAUGGAUUUUAAAAGAGUUUAAAUCCAACCAAAAUCUAUUGUUAUUCAGGCAAUGAUUCUAAAUUAUGUUUUAAAGUUCAGUGGUAUUGGAUCUUAUAUUUAUAAAACACUCAUCAUAUAUUUUUCAA
Brassica napus (rape) is the source of this 981-nucleotide messenger RNA. Its product is annotated as protein LURP-one-related 15. The record is from RefSeq and is a predicted model, not a curated record. The transcript is spliced from 3 exons. The coding region runs from base 205 to 855 and encodes 216 amino acids. NCBI's taxonomy places the organism in Eukaryota, Viridiplantae, Streptophyta, Magnoliopsida, Brassicales, Brassicaceae.